Messenger RNA from Dentiscutata erythropus, 2427 nucleotides. The record is from the annotation of a GenBank genome assembly. NCBI's taxonomy places the organism in Eukaryota, Fungi, Glomeromycota, Glomeromycetes, Diversisporales, Gigasporaceae.
AUGUCGCUUACACAAACGAUUUUACAUCAGUUCAAUACCAUUUAUGGUUUAAUAAUUCGCCCUGAAUCAACACAAUACUUGGAAGAAGAGCUUGGACAAGCUGACUUUGUUGAACUCGAAAAAUUACAAGAAGUUUUUAAAGCUUUGCAAAUUUCCCAAAAUGAGAAUAAUAGAGAUGUCGAAACACUGAUGCCCGAAGAAGUCGAUAGAGACAAACAUGAUGAACCAAAAGUUAUUGGAGAUUUUAAUUCCAAAGCACCAGUUUAUUCUGAAAGAUAUGAUCUGAUAAAUCAACGAUUGAAACGGAAAUCAGGAUAUUCAAAACGAUUCACAAGUUUUAAUAAAUUCGAAAAUAAGCUUUCUUCUUUAAAAGAUCUGCGUGGGCGAGAAGGUGGAGAGUUCACAAUAUUUGGUUUACUUACCUUCGCAGAUGAAAAAUAUCAACUCGAGGAUAAAGAAUGGCAAAUUUGGCUAGAUUUAUCCGAAUGCGAAAUGCAUGGGUUUUAUACUGAAGGUAAUUUUGUCCUUGCUAAAGGGCGAUAUACCGAGGUUCAAAAAUUCAAAGUUAAAAGUAUAGAACAUCCACCGUUGGAAGAUCCAGAUGAUACAAGAAGAGAAUUUGGUCACUUGGAUUUUUUGGGAAUACCAAAUUCAUUGGAAAAUGAGGAAACUAUUAAGCAAUAUGAAAAUGAAUGGCAAAAUACUUUUUUUGUAAUAAUGUCCGAUUUGUGGUUAGAUCAAUCAAAGACGCUUGUCAAAUUACGAGCGAUGUUUAAACAUUAUCAAGAUAAAAAUUCGAUUCCAUUUGUUUUCGUAUUAAUCGGAAAUUUUUUAUCUGAACCGUUUGUAAACAUUGAAGUUCACUCCGCUGAAUAUCGAGCGGCUUUUGAUAGUCUAGGGAACCUUGUUGCAGAGUUUCCUAGCAUAGCAAGAUAUUCACAUUUUGUAUUCGUACCCGGGUGUUCUGAUUUUUGCUUGAGUGGAAGAUCUCCACAGAGACACAUACCAAAUAUAUACACUUCUCGAUUAAAAAGUAAAAUACCUAAGGCUGUAUUCGCUAGCAAUCCUUGCAGUCAAGAAAUUGUAAUUUUCCGUGAAGAUAUCGUUUAUAAGGUUAAACGGAAUAUUAUUCGAAUCCCAAAUCUGUUGGGUGCACAGGAGAGCCCAGAAAUACAGGUUACCAAAGCUUUACUACAACAAUCACACUUAUGUCCGUUUCCGUUGUUUAUGAAGCCUAUCUAUAGAGAUUAUGAUUAUACUCUAAGAUUGUAUCCAGUCCCUGAUGUUGUAGUGGAUUUUCGUCAGGUGGUUACAAGUGGAUGGUUUAUUGGCCUUGGUCAAGAAAGUCUGAAUCUUGUGAUGGAACUUAAAAAUUCAAAUGUCACUAGUUACGAAGGUUUUGACCAUGCGGGAAAAGUAAUUAUAGGUGGCGGUGGAGGCGUUGAAAGAACUGGCAUAAAGAACAAACUGGCGUUGUACAAAGUAAAUGAAAAAAUCUUGGAAAAAUCAUCUGAAGCUCUUGAAAAAGAUGAGAAAAUUUUAGAAAAAUUAUCCGAAUUAGAAUUAGAAGAAGGCGGUGAUUCACCACAAUGCAUUACUUUUCACAGUGAGGAAAAUAUUAUUUCUUGUGGUAUCAAUAGCUCAUUAGAAAAAAUGAAGACCGGUGAAAAUCAAAAUUGUCGAAUUUUUAGAUAUUCAGAUGAAAGAAUUGAAUUGAUUAAUACAACACAAACAAUUAGAGCAGAUAUUAAUGAAGAUUAUUAUCAGAAAGCUACUGCAUUCAGUCAUAAUGGUAAACUAUUGGCAACCGGUGGCACAGAUAGUAAGUUGACGGUUCUUAAAUAUCCAUCAUUAGACGUAGCUUUUCCACCAGUGAACUUUGAUAAACAAGAAAUAUAUGAUGUUGAUUUUAAUUCAACUGGCGAUCAGAUUGCAGUUGUAUCUGAGAAACUUCUUCGAAUCUUAUCCACAAAAGAUGGUGAACGUAUUCAGUCUAUAGAGCGACCCACAUUUCAAAAAACGGCACAGUGCAAAUUUAGAGCUUGCAGAUUUGGGAAAGGAUCAUCUGAGGGAUAUCUUUUUACUGUGGUCAAUUCGACUUCUAAAUUCAGAGCAUUCAUCGUUAAAUGGGACGUUAAAAUUUGGAAUAAAGUUUUAUUAAAAGCUGUUUCCAGAAAACCGAUCACUGCAUUUGCAGUAAGUAAUGAUGGAAAUUUAUUAGCGUUUGGAAGCUCCGACCAAAGUGUAUCAAUUUGUGAUACACGAACAUUUAGGAUACUUCUUACUGUGCCUCAUUUACAUGAACUUCCAGUAACUACAUUAGGCUUUAAUAGUGACUCUACGUUAAUUAUAUGUGGUUCUGCUGAUCAUUCGGUUAAUAUUAUGCAGCUUCCAGAAAAAUUUGACUCAGGUAAAAAAAUUCGCUGA